Staurois parvus is the source of this 615-nucleotide messenger RNA. The record is from the annotation of a GenBank genome assembly. Lineage: Eukaryota; Metazoa; Chordata; Amphibia; Anura; Ranidae.
AUGAGCAUGUUUGCAUCUACAUAUAUGCUCAUGAUGAUGACUAUAGACAGAUAUAUCGCAGUAUGUCAUCCACUAAGGACUUUGCAACAGCCAACACAACAUGCUUAUAUUAUGAUUGGGGCUACAUGGAUUAUCAGUAGCCUUUUAAGUGUCCCUCAGAUCUUCAUAUUCUCUCUAAAGGAAAUUGAACAGUACACAGGAAUUAUAGAUUGCUGGGCUGACUUUAGAUAUCCAUGGGGUGCUAAAGCCUACAUCACAUGGACCACCAUUUCUUUAUUUGCUGUGCCUGUUGGAAUCCUUGUAGUAUGCUACAGUUUAAUUUGCUGUGAGAUCUGCAAGAACCUUAAAGGGAAGAUUCAGACAUCAAGACAUAGACAAGUGAUGCCUUCUAGAGUAAGCAGUAUACAAACUAUUUCCAGAGCCAAGAUCAGGACAGUGAAGAUGACUUUUGUCAUUGUAAUUUCAUAUAUCAUAUGCUGGACACCCUUCUUCAGUGUUCAGAUGUGGUCUGUCUGGGAUGAAAAUGCUCCAAAUGAUGGUAAGAAUUAUGGUGUUUAUUUAAAUAUUAUUGUAGUAUACUUGUUUUGUUGUAGUAUAACUCUUUUAUUUACAUAG